AUGGCUGAGUUUAUGGGUUGGGUUGUGACGGAGAUGGAGCUACAAGUGGUGGCUGAUGUGCAACGGAUAUUGUUUUCUAUGUGGGAGGCCAGGAAUAAACUGAUUUUUGAGGAGAAACCUUUGUCUAUGGCCUCGAUUUUGGCUCGGGCGACUACCCUAGUUUGCCCCCCCCCCCCCCCGUCAUCGUUCUUCUUGGCGAAUGGUGGGCAGGGUCAAGGGCCAGGGAAGUGGGUCCGUCCUGCGGUUGACAUUGUGAAGGUCAACGUGGAUGCUGCAGUGGGGAGGGACAAGAUGGCGGGGUUUGGUAUGGUGGCGAGGGACAACGCCGGUGAGGUGCUCGCGGCUGCUGCAAAAUUUGCAACACUUGCUCUUUCUCCAACGGUGGCUGAAGCUUUGUGUCUUAGGUGGGCUAUGGAGUUGUCUGUGCAUCUUGGCUUCAGACGCGUUCAGUUUGAGACAGAUUACUUACCUCUUUUUCAGGCUUGGAAGAAGGCGAAUGGAACUUCUUAUUUAUUUUCAAUUAUUUAUGAUUGUCGUAGUUUACUUUCAGCCAUUGAUUAUGUUGAUUUUUCUUUUGUUCGCCGCCAAGGGAAAUUUUGUGCUGACUAUCUUGCCCGACAUGCCUUUACCUUUCAGGAUGUUGUUUGGAUAGAGGAGGGCCCGCCAGGACUUUCUAGUUUUUUGUGUUCCGAUAUAUUGGCAUCUAUGCCGGAUUCUACUUGA
This is a messenger RNA of Lotus japonicus, 723 nucleotides long. RefSeq lists its product as uncharacterized. Gene Ontology annotation, molecular function: nucleic acid binding; RNA-DNA hybrid ribonuclease activity. The transcript has a single exon. NCBI's taxonomy places the organism in Eukaryota, Viridiplantae, Streptophyta, Magnoliopsida, Fabales, Fabaceae. The coding region runs from base 1 to 723 and encodes 240 amino acids. The record is from RefSeq and is a predicted model, not a curated record.